This is a messenger RNA of Oryzias latipes (Japanese medaka), 3150 nucleotides long. RefSeq names its product coiled-coil domain containing 66 (gene ccdc66). Lineage: Eukaryota; Metazoa; Chordata; Actinopteri; Beloniformes; Adrianichthyidae. Gene Ontology annotation, biological process: cilium assembly. Gene Ontology annotation, molecular function: microtubule binding. The record is from RefSeq and is a predicted model, not a curated record. Gene Ontology annotation, cellular component: microtubule; cilium.
UCUUUUAUUUUGGAAAACUGAAAAGCCUCUUCAUCAUCUGAUGUAUCCUAGAAGUCUUCAUCAAACUGCCCUCAUCAGGGACCUCCUUAUCUCCCCCGGCAAUAGAGAGCAAGAACGCUUUUUUAAAAGCCUGAUACUUUCGAUCGACUGUCCCUUUGGGUUUAAGUUCUUCAUUCAUUCUAAACCCAGUUGGUCCUGGUCAGGAGUCCUGGAGUCACACGAAGGUAGGGUUCAAAGGUGGGGUUCACUCUUAAGUCCAUCACAAGACCACACAGACAAAAAACCAGACACACCCCAUGUUCACAAAUGAGACCAAAAAACGCAGGAGACAUCUUUGGAUUAAUGGAAACUGAUUGUGUUUUGACCGUUAAAAAAGAAAACUCAGGCAUUCCUAAAUACUCAGUUUGGAGGAAAAAUAAUAUAAUAAUUUAUCUUAACCUAAAUGCAACGUUCUGUUGUGGUUUUCAUUAAUCUUGGCUUUAAUGCAGCUAUCAUCUGACUUUCAUAUGAAGAUUUCUGAUUGGCUAAUGGAUUUGAAGGCAGACUUAAAUCAGCCAAUCAGACGCGAUGUUGUUCAGCACCGUUAGCUAACAACAGUCUGUUGAUCAUGAUAGCGCGUGCCGCGUUCCUCUGUGAGUUCUUUCUAAAGAUGUGAUCACAAAAUAUUUCAUUCUUUUUGUGAACUUUAAUAGGCUACAGCAGUCGGGGUUUCGCGGGUUAUCGUCAUGAACAUCGGCGACGGCUUGCUGUUCGAACUGGAAAAUGGGAAACCAAAACUGAUUUUGCUGAAUCGAGGAGCUGAAAAGAACCAGGGGAAGCAGCUCUCCUUAAGGAUCAGACCUGCUAAAGUCCUGAGCUCCAGGCAGCCGCCCUGUGCCGAGGAGGUGCAGGGAGACGAGUGCCCAGCCCGGCAGCAGACAGGGAGGCUCAGCGAGGUCAGGAGUAAGGCAGAAGGAGGCGUGUCUUCUGCCCACGGCUCUGUUCCCGGCAGCCACACUGAAGGGAGAAAGACCAAGAGACACGGGCAGCACAGACGGGACCGCGCCAAGGUGGUGGCGGAGGUGAAGCCAAACAAAUGCUGCGCUGCUGUCCAUCAGGAGGAUGGAGGGAGCAACGAGAAGGAGGCUCUGGCUGAUGGAGACGCAGGAGUUGCAGUUCUAACCAGUGAUCAGCUGCACCAGAUCCUAAGCUCCUUCAAAGACGGAGAUCAGACGGGCCCAAAGUCCAGAGGUUCAUCAAAUGAAAGAGGAGAAGAAAGGAUGGAAAAGGUUAAAGAAACAGGAACACCUCUAAACUCUCAGGAAAACGUCAGCAGGGCAUCUGGAUGUGCGUUCAGCUGGUCGGAGGAACGACUCCCACACAGCGAAGCGGCCAGCGGCGCCAAGAAGGCUCAGUGGCGGAGAGAUCUCGGUCAGCAGGUGGAGCAGAGUCAGCAUCAUUCCGCUCCCGUCAGACUGCAGGAUGAGGGGGGGUCCGCCGGCCGCACCGAGCCACACACAGCCAUCAGGUCCAGCCUCAGACUCGGGGAUGUGAGUCCCCUAGAUAUGGAGCUGAAUAUUGAGAAGAAAGAGGAGCAGAGGAGGUGCUGGCUGCAGGAGCUGGACCAUCAAAGACAGGAGGCGACGGAGCGCAGGAGACGGGAGAAGCUGCUUCAGAACCAGAUGGAGGACCAGGAGCGCUGGAUGGCUCACUUUGACUCCCUUCAGAGGAGAGCCCCCACCAGGGCCGGCGCUCCAUCAGCUCCUCCUGAGGUGCAGCUCUGCCGUGCGGAGCAGCGGGGAUGGGAACCCUCCUCCAGCCUGUCCUUGAACUGGGAUGUCUCCAGCAGCUGUGGGACCGACAGCCUGGUUGGAGCCAGCGUGGACUCCUCCAGCAGAUGUCAGACCAGGAGCAGUUACCUGAGGACCAUGACCUCCCUGCUGGACCCCACCCAAAUAGAGGAGAGAGAGAGGAGGAGAGUCAAGCAGCUGGAGCAGCAGAGAGCAAUCGAGGCUCAGAUGGAGGAGCGCAAGAAGCUGAGGGAGGAGGAGGAGGCAAAGAGGAGAGAGGAGGUGGAGAGGGAGGAGAGGCGGUUGGCGCAGGAAAGGGAGAUGCUGCAGAGACAGUAUGAGCUGGAAACCAGGAAGGAGAAGGAGCAGACGGAGGCCGUCCUCCACGCCGAGAGUCUGCAGACGUCUGGAGGACGCAGAAAGGAGGCGGGGUUAAAGGACGCCGGCGUUUCAUCCCUCAGAGACACGGCCGUCCAGACGGACAGUGCAGAUGGCGUGCAGACUCUGGAUGCGGCUGUGCAGUACCACACACCUCUCCCCCGCCCCCCAGCGCCUCCUAACAGCAGGGGGUCGAGAGCAGGCAAGGAGAACUUCAGGGAGCCAGCAGGAGGAGAUCUCUAUGAGCCGUUUGCCCGGACCGAAAGGAGCAGAGGGGGCAAGAGGAGGCCUGAAUGGAACACACAGAGGCCCAGCCGGCGCUUCGUCCCCGCCUCAGAGCGGUACCCCCCCGACCUGCAGAGGGACCGGCAGAAGAACCGGCUGAAGAGGCAGGCGGAGCUGCUGGCUCUGCAGGAGAGGGCCCGCCCUCUUAAACCAGACCGGCCCCCCCCUCACAGCCAGGAUUCCCAUCUCUGCUCCACCUCCCAACUCAGCGGGACCAGCGCCCCCCCCUGCAGGAAGGUGGAAACGGAGUCCAGAGGAGGCGGCGGCUCGGCGGUCCGGUCCCACAGGGGGCAGCAGCCCCCCGGCUCUCCUCAGCACAAGUUCGUCCCGUAUGUCCGGACGGAUGAAGUCCAUCUGGACCCGCUGGAGCCGGCUGACACCCCCCCACCCCACACAGACCCAGGGCCCCCCGCUCAGAGCCCUGCCCCCCCACACGCCCCCCUGGCCCACACGCGGCGGCAGCAGCAGAUCCUGAGAGGCCUGGCUCGGCUACGACAGGGUUUGUUACAGAAACAGAAGGAGCUGGAGAUGGAGCUGAACCCCCCCCAGAGCCACCACACAGCACCGUGACCCCCCCCCACGCCACGGGUUUGCACCGACUGGGUGACCAUCGACUCUGCAACUUGAACAUCUUCAUACUUACAGGCACUUUUCCUGAAAACCAUUUGGUUGUUUCUAAUGUGAAAUGAAAUAAAUGACAUCAUUUUUAUUAAAGAGA